Molecule: messenger RNA, 1729 nt
Organism: Labrus mixtus (cuckoo wrasse)
Lineage: Eukaryota; Metazoa; Chordata; Actinopteri; Labriformes; Labridae
Exons: 2
Coding region: 218-1729 (503 amino acids)
Source: RefSeq, a predicted model, not a curated record
GGAGCACAGAUCCAGAUCCAGAUUAGAACAGAUCACCUGCAGCAGGAUACAAACCAGUCAGGUGUGUGUGUGUGUGUGUGUGUAUAUGUGUGUGUGUGUCAGGUAUGUGUGUCCUGACCCUGCUACUGGAUAAACACACGCACACACGUGAGAGACCCACACACUCACAGAGUCCUUCAGGGAGCAGGUCGCACGGAGGAGGAUUCAUCAGAUCAUCAUGAAACCAACUAAACUGGCCGGCGGCAGAUCGUCGGUGGAGGCCGUCUUGGGUUUUGCGCUGGGAGCAGUGGGAGGCUGCAUACUCGGGGCCACAGAGAUCCCCGUGGACAGAGUCCUGUCUGAGCUGACUGCAGCCGGGCCCCUGAAGCCUGUCAUGGAGGAGGUGAGCACUGUGGGGCCCCUGGGUCUGGGGACCCUGUUGGGAGCUACGGCUCUGAGCGCUGCGAUGACCUCGGCGGUGGCGGGUGUGAUCCUGGCUGCUAUCGUAGCUCUGCUGUUUGUAGCCUCCAGGAGCUGCCUGCCCUCCCACGCGGACUCUGCCGGUCUCUGGGUGUCUGCGGGACUUGCCGGGGCCCUCGGCGCCACUCUGAGUGGUGCCACACUGGGCGCCACUAUCGAGUGGAUCGUGAGGACAUUUGGCAUGGUGGGCCUGCUGUGUGCGCUGAGCGUGUUCACCGUGCUCAAACCCCUCCAGUACCUGGUGUUCAAGAAGCUGUGGGUGGAGGGUCGCUGCUGCACACUCGGGUCCACGGUCUGGGCCGGAGACAGGGAGCAGGACGAGAUCUCGGAAGCCCAGCAGAGACAGAGAGAGGCCGAGCUCAUGGAGCAGAGGAUCCUGACCCUCGAGAAGGGCGGUGAGGACGCGGGCGAGGAGCUGAAGUCAAAGUGGGAGGCGGAGCAUCAACGACGAGAGGAGAGAGAGAGGAAGAGGAGGGAGAACGAGGAGGCAGAGAUGGAGCAGAGGACCAUCCAGGACUGGAUCAACACCGUGGUGGUCAAACACGUGGACUUCAUGGCGUUCUCGGGGAUCCCGAUGACUGUGAUCGCCGUGGUCACAUCAGCGUUUGGGUUGUUCGGGUACGGGGGGCAUCAGUCGGUGUUCAUAGUGCUCCUGGCUCUGGUCGCCGUCAUCGCCUACCUGCUCAUGAAGUCCUCGGACUUUAAGUUCUGGAUGCUGGUCGGCUGCAUGGGCAUGAUUGCCACCUUCGUCAUCGCCAUGCUCACGCUGCACGCCGGUCAGGUCGUGGUUUCCGCGGCGAUGAAGAUGCGAGCGGCGGGGCAGGAGCAGUCCAGGGAGAACGUCAGCGCUCGGAUUAACCAGCAGACCUCCGUGGAGGCUUUGAACGCCGCCGUCUUCGUCUCCCGGCUGUGUCAGCUGAGCCUGGGGGCCACAGUGGGCGGGGCUCUGGUGAGGCGGAGAUUAGGGGAGGUGAGGGUCAUAGUGGGGGCGGCCUCUGUCGCCGGGGGGUUACUGGUCGGGGUGGAGGUUUUGGGCACGGUGCUGGGAGAGGGAGGGAGGGCGGGGGCGCUGCUCGGGGUGGUCGGGGCAGCGGGGGUGUCCGUGGGGGCGGCAGCGGCCAUGGCAGGGGGGUGGUCCUCGUGGUUGGGGACUCUGGGAACCAUCGCAGGAUUGAUUCUAGGGGCUCUGGGGGUCGGAAGGUGGCACAUUGUCAACAUCGGACUUCAGGUUCCUGCAGCGUACGUGUUCGCCAUGACAAACCCGUUCUAA